AUCCAGACCCCCCCGAUUCCGCCUCUGGGGCUGGGAGCCUCCGCGUCUUUCUCCUCUCCCUUUGGGGCGCUUGUGGGGCAGCAUCCAUGGCUUUCCCUGGGCUCCCCCUGAUGCUGCUGGUGGGGGCGCUGGCCAGGAUCCCCGGAAGCGAAGGGGGGAAGGAGACCCCCGCCCAUUUCCUGCACCAGAGGAAGUCCGAGUGCCGCUUCUUCAACGGGACGCAGCGGGUGAGAUACCUGGACCGCUACUUCUACGACCGGCAGGAAUAUCUCCGCUUCGACAGCGACCGCGGGGAGGUCGAGGCCGUCACGGAGUUUGGGAAGGUGGAUGCGGAUUAUUGGAACAGAGAUAAGCAGCUCCUGCAGAUCAAGAAGGCCACUGUGGAUCGUUUCUGCCGGUACAACUACGAGGGUUUCCAGAGGAAUUCUGUGGUUGGCCGGAGAGCCAAGCCCACCGUCACCAUCUCCCCCACCAAGAUGGACCCCACUUCCCACAACACCAUCCUCCUCUGCACCGCAAUGGGCUUUUACCCCAUGGAGAUCGAGAUCCAGUGGUUGAAGAAUGGGCAGCCGGAGAAGGAGGGUGUGGCCUUUGGGGAGGAGCUCCAGAACGGAGACUGGACCUACCAGCUCCAGGUGAUGCUGGAGACCCAGCCCCAGUGGGGGGACCUCUACACUUGCAAGGUGAAACACUCGAGCCUGGAGGCCCCCAUCACCGUUCAGUGGGAGCCCUGUUCCUCCAGCUCUGCCAGGAGCAAACUCUGGACGGGGAUCAUGGGGGCCGUGAUAGGAGUGGCCUUCCUGGCUGUGGGGCUCUUCUCCUACCUGAAGAGCAAGAAAGCAACUCCCAUCCAAUCACCUGCAGGACCAGACAAUCAGUCGGUUUCAUGGUGGUGUAAACACAGAUAUUAGCCAUACUAUCCUUGUCUAUUUCUUUUUCGUCAACCAGGCAGGAAUUGUUAGGUGCAGUUUGGGUGUAAUCAUCUUCGAGUUCUUCAAUAGCCAGUAAAGAUAAACUUUUAGAAAUUGUUCUAACAAAAAUAGGUAGAAUACAAGGUAAAAUUAUACAUCCUAAUGCAAUUAUACCAACUACAACUAUAAUAGCUUGUAAAUCAUA
Messenger RNA from Ahaetulla prasina, 1116 nucleotides. RefSeq names its product H-2 class II histocompatibility antigen, E-S beta chain-like. Bases 87 to 911 code for a protein of 274 amino acids. The transcript has 6 exons. The record is from RefSeq and is a predicted model, not a curated record. Gene Ontology annotation, cellular component: membrane; MHC class II protein complex. Gene Ontology annotation, molecular function: MHC class II protein complex binding. NCBI's taxonomy places the organism in Eukaryota, Metazoa, Chordata, Lepidosauria, Squamata, Colubridae. Gene Ontology annotation, biological process: immune response; immunoglobulin production involved in immunoglobulin-mediated immune response; peptide antigen assembly with MHC class II protein complex.